GUUGGUUACAAAGAAGUGGACAAAUCAUUUUUCUUUACUAUGAGCCGAAAGGGUGUAAUGCAGCAUUCUGGUGGUGAAGUAGUUUUCACUUCUUUAGAUAAGUGGGAAGCAGAAUACAAGAUGUAUAAAAGGCUAGUUCAAAUUAAAACGUUUAAAAAUUUUAGAUUGUGGAAAGGUUUCUAUGUAUGGAGGAAGAACAUAAUUUACAAUAAAAUUCACCUAGCUAAAAGAAACUUAACACAAAAUAUGUUUAUUCUAAACCCUUUGUUGAGACAAGGCUUGCUGGAUAUUCAAUAUAUGUGUUAUAAAAUGUCGGAUUCAUCGUUUGUAAAUAGCAUUGAAAGAGAAAAUAUUUGGUUGUUUUACUUCAUUGAAAAUCAGAUGGAUAAACUAAUAGUAAUAAAAGAUAAAUUAAACGAAUUCCAUGAUCUGGUGAAAGAAAUUGUAUUUAAUGCAUGCCACGGUGCUCUUCUUUUAAAAGGAUUCGUUGUAGAUGAACGACUUAUAGAAGACACAAAAGGUAUACUUUACAUAUAA
Molecule: messenger RNA, 537 nt
Organism: Sitophilus oryzae (rice weevil)
Lineage: Eukaryota; Metazoa; Arthropoda; Insecta; Coleoptera; Curculionidae
Product: dynein heavy chain 6, axonemal-like
Exons: 3
Coding region: 40-537 (165 amino acids)
Source: RefSeq, a predicted model, not a curated record